AUGCGAUUUACAGCCGAUGCCAGGUUGUUGGUGGUGGUGACAGUAACACUCGGUUCGAUUGCACUGGGUCAAAGGAUCGUCAACCAACCGUGUCCAGAUUCGGCUAGUCGUCCGAUCGUACAGUAUUUCGAUCUGCAGAGAUAUGUGAACGGACGGUGGUAUGAGAUCUCACGCUACGAUCAACACUUUGAGAAGGACUGUGACUGUGGGUAUGCCACGUACACACCCCAAGCUGAUGGUUCCGUGAAGGUACAGAACUGUUGCGAACGGUUGCCCAACACAACGGUCAAAUGUAGCAUCGGGAAGGCGGUCGUUAGCUUUCCGGACGAGUUCCCGCUGGAAGGAAAGUUUAACGUUACGUUUGGAGGACCACCGAAAACCUCAAACUAUUGGAUACUGGACACUGACUAUGAUAACUACGCAUUGAUCUACUACUGCAAGAACCUUUCCGAAAGCAAGUCCGCCGAGGCGGCCUGGGUACUGUCGAAGCAGCGUACGAUCAGUGCGUCUGUUCUGGACGUUGUCGACAAGCUGGUGAAUAAGUACUUCGUACGGCAGGAUAUGCGCGUGACGGAGCAAAGUCAGAGCAAGUGCCAAUAUCCCGAUACUAAUGACGUUUAG
Molecule: messenger RNA, 621 nt
Organism: Anopheles marshallii
Lineage: Eukaryota; Metazoa; Arthropoda; Insecta; Diptera; Culicidae
Product: apolipoprotein D-like
Exons: 4
Coding region: 1-621 (206 amino acids)
Source: RefSeq, a predicted model, not a curated record